Molecule: messenger RNA, 4549 nt
Organism: Anguilla anguilla (European eel)
Lineage: Eukaryota; Metazoa; Chordata; Actinopteri; Anguilliformes; Anguillidae
Gene: cracdla
Product: cracd like a
Exons: 11
Coding region: 1-3426 (1141 amino acids)
Source: RefSeq, a predicted model, not a curated record
AUGACGGAUGCCCAGGCCAAAGUCAACAGCAGAAGAGGCGUACGUGUGUCCACAGGGAAGAAGAAGUCCAAGCUGCAGGUCCUGAGGUCGCGGCUGUUUGGGAGGAUGAAGAGGAAGGAGACGGAAGGACUGAUGAAGCAGAGCCAGUCCGCCAGUGAUGUCACCGCUGAGGCGGCCAGGGAGGGAGAGGGAGACUCCGAAGACGAGUUUCUGUACUCACACAGCCGGCUGGCAUCUCGAGCGAUGUCACAUGACAGCAUCUUCCUCGCCGAUGAAGCACAGGCCCCCGUGGAGCCGGUCCGGAUUCUGUCCCAGGAGAGCGUGCACGGAAAGAUCAAAGCGCUGCAGAUGAAGCUGCAGCAGCAGAAUCUGCGUCUGGGCCCGCCCCCCCUUUUGAUCCCCGGUAAGCGGGCGGAGGACACGGGGGUUAGCUCUGAGGAUGACGGGCUGCCCCACAGUCCCCCCGAAAUCUCCCUCUCCCUGCCUGAGGGCCUGGCUCGGGGUGCCCCAAAGUUCCCUGACACUCACAGACACCUUAGCUCUCUGAGUUUAGCGGGAACAGGAAGUGAAGAAGAGGAGCAGGCUUGCUCCCAGCCUUCGUCCCGCCCCCUGUCCCCCGGGACGAAGCCGCCUCCCCCCACCGCGCCCGCCGCCGCCCCGCCGCCCGGCGUGGACUUCGACAGCCCCGCCCAGUUCACCCCCUGCCUGGACAACUCGGCUGCGCGCCAUCGCAUGUCCGUCAAACCCAGGAACCAGCGAGUCAGCGUCAAGGGGCGGAGACUGCCCUCGCAGCAUGUCUCCCGGCCUCGCUCUGAGAGUCUGAACGCUCUGGACCGGGCCCUGCCGGAGACAGAUGAGGAAGAGGAGGGUGAGGUCCCCAGAGACCCGAUCCGCUUGCGGUCCUACUCCACCCAGGUCAUCCGCUCUGGGGAGGGGGGGGCCCUGCGGGACCCCCUGGUGGGGAAGGUGCGCCUCACUGGGGAGGGUUUUGGAGUAGGACACACAGACACCGACCUGUUGGAGGAGCACGUCACCAUGAACCCCCUCUUCCUCCGGCCCAUGCCUCAGGGUCUGGAGGCCCCCUGGGUGCUAGAUUUGGAGACCGGGGCCACCCCGCCAAAUUCGGCCGAGUUGCAGAAACCCUCGCAGACUGAACACCCCAGCGCUGGCCCACCACAGGGGGGCAGUGACCCUGGACAGAGGGACUCUCUGAAAGACACACCGGCACCCUCCACCACGCCCACGCCCACUCCUGCAGGCCUGCUGUCCGUCUCUGAGAGCGGCCUACCCAAAUCUCCAAUGAGGCGUGUCCAGGGCGUGGCCCGAGAGCCAGUGUGGCCUCCGGCCCAGCCCAAAACGCAGCCCUUCCCCACUCCCACCGCCGCCGCUGCUGCUGCUGCUCAGCAGUCCACAGCACCAUGGAGGUCAUCUCUGAAAAGGAACACGACGGAACAAACCCAGUGGGACUGCCUGCGUCCAGAGCCAUCCCAAUCUGUCACAGCGCCACCUGCUGGCUCGGAUGACCAGCCGUCGUCGGAGGGCGCCGAUCACGGGAAGCCGCAGGGGCCCGGUUCUGGCUCGUUCCGGUUCUCCAUCGCGUCGGCCUGGGACCGACCCCGGGGGGGCAGCCUGCUGGGGAGGGAGGAGAGGAGAGGAGCCAAGAGCUCCUCCGACUCCCCGGAGGUCCCGGCCGGGAAGCCGGAGGAGGCCAAACCCAGACUGCAGCCCCUGAACCCUGGGUCAGGGGGGAAGGGCGAGGGAGGGCCGCCGGUGAAGGCCUCGUUCCCCUCCUCUAGGCGCGAGGAGGAGACGGUGGCAGCUCCAGAGGAGCCUAAACCAAAAGACCAGCCCAGAAACCUGGGGCUGUUUCAGGAGAGGACUAACCCUAAUGCCAGGGGAAAGGAGGGCACGGCCCCCAGGGGCCCCGCUUGGGGGGCUGGGGGCGGGGGCGGGGGCUCCGUGCCGAAGCAGGUCGCCGUAGAGACGGCGACGAGAGGGGCGGAGGAAGGGAAGGAUUCCAGAGAGACCCGGAGCAGGGGAUCGGAGGAGGAGAGCGAGGGGGAGAAGGAUGAGAGGGCCACGUUUGGCGUGAGGCUGCGCUCCACCUCCCAGUCCGCCAAGUACCGCCAACGGGAAGCACCGAAUCCAGAGACUAAACCCCCGAGCCUUAGUGUGGAGGGCUGCCCUCCGAGCCAGUCACCUGACCACCAAGCCAGUCUCCCCGGCCAAUCGCGCGUCCCCCCGGGCAGCCCUUUUGGCCAAUCACGCAACACCCAGGGUGGCCCUCUUGGCCAAUCACGUGACACCCAGGGCAGCCCUUUUGGCCAAUCACGUGACACCCAGGGCUGUCUGCAGGGCCAAUCACGCAGCCCCCAGGCCCUGACCCCCACCAAACGCCCUGACCUCCUGAAGCAGCACAACGUGGCGGCUCAAGGCUCCCAGUCCCUGAGGCGAGAGGGCGAGGACAGGGGCGCCGUCCCGGGACACCCCUGCCUCAAGCCCCCCCUGCACAGGACGCGCACGUCCCCAAACUCCGACCUCCCCGCGUCUCCUGCGCACCCACCUUCCACCCCCUCCAGCUCCACCAAGUGUGACCACGGGGACAGAGAGAGGCCCGGGGAGUCGAAGCGGGGGGAUGAUGUUGAUAUGCCCACAGAUCCAUCUUUAGAUUCAGGUCCAGCCCCCAAACCAGCGUCGGCCCCGCCCAAGGAGGCGGAGCCUGUGGUGUCGGAGCCUGUGGCGUCAGAGCCGGCCUGGAUGACCAUGGCGAGGGAGAAAACCAGGAGCCUCCAGCAGAUGUUCACCAGCAGACUGCCCCGGGAGUUUGCUGUGACCACGCCCACCGCCACGCCCACAGCCACGCCGAAACCCUCCCCGCUGCCCGCGCCCCUGACCCCCGUGCCCCCGACCCCUGCGCCCGGCCCCGCGCCCGGCCCCGCGCCCCAGCCCGCCCCACAGCACCCCCCUCUGGCCAUAGCAUCAGGGAGGGGCGACAGGGCGCCCCAGGGCAGGGCAGACAGGGGCGCACCAACGGAAAAGACGAAGAACGAGAAGAACGAAAAGACGCCGCUGGCGGAGAGCGCAGCGCCCCCUAGUGAUAAAAGGCAGGAGAGGACAGACCGAUCCUUCCCAGUGGGGGGCAAGCAGACAGAAGCUAAAGCAGCCCCAGCUGAGACCCACAGCACAGCGGCUGCUGCUCCACACAGAGCAGAGGCCAAGAUGGAGGGCAGACUGGCCUGCAGGGUCCACAGCUCAGAAGCAGCACCCAGCAGCACUCCUGCCCCGAGCAGGGAGAGAGAGGACAGGCAGCCAGUUCGGCCUGAGGUCCUGUCAGCAGCGCCUGCUGUGUCCAGCGGGGGGCAGCCAUCUUGGAUGGAACUGGCCAAGAGGAAGUCCCUAGCCUGGAGCGAUAAGGCCAUGGACUGAGAGAGAGAGAGAGAGAGAGAGAAGGAUGGAGUGAGAGGAGGAGAGACACAGAGAUCGGCAGUUUUCCUGCUGUGUUAAUGUUCGAUGAGAGCAGUGGUGACAACCUGCCCAAGUCUCAGUUCAGCCCACUGUCUGUGUGUGUGUCACGCCCACUGUCUGUGACUGUGUGUGUGUGUGUUUGUGUGUGUGACCGUGUGUGUGUGUAACAGGUGUGUGCUUGUGUAACUGACUGUAGCAGUAAUUGUCUGUAUGUGUAACAGUAAUGUGUUUGUGUGUGUGUGUGUGUUUGUGUGCGUGUAGCAGGAGGACUGUGAUUGGCUGUUGAAGCUGUGUGUGUAACAGGAGUGUGACUGGCUGUAGCAGCUGUGUGUGUGUGUAACUGGAGGGUGAUUGGCUGUAGGAGCUAUAUGUGUAACCGGACUAUGAUUGGCUGUAACAGCUGUGUGUGUAUCUGGAGUGUGAUUAGCUGUACAAGCUCUAUGUGUGUAACUGGAGUGUGAUUGGCUGUACGAGCUAUGUGUGAUCAUGAUUGGCUGAAGCUGCCACAGGCUGAGCACGCUGAAUGCCCAGUUCACAGCCUUCUCACGACGUUGCUGGAAUGUUAGAAAAUGGUUUUACAUCUGCAGCAAAGCAAAGCAGCGUGGGAGAUCUGACUCUUCGGUAAAAAAUGGAUUGUUGGUUCAUCCGUGACCAUUUCCAGACCCUGCACAGUGAGGCAGUGUGCUCACAAAGAGGUUGACUAGACCUUCAUCAGAAAUGUUUUUGAAUGGGCGACACCGUCGUGUAAAUCUCAAACAUUAACCGUAGCCAGCGAACAUGAACCGCUUUCCUCAGUGUCCCUGGAAAAGAGGAUCGCGACACCACAUCUAACCUCGUGACUGUACAGUAAUAUUGAGCUGAUGGCGUUAUUGAUCAUUUGGGAUGAAUGCUCGGUGUGAUACAGAGGACCAUCGCUGGCUGCUCAGACCAUCCAGGCAGCAGAUCUUGGAAAAUGGCAUCAAAUGCAAACUGAUAAACUGUGCUCAUCCUCCCUGUUCUGUAUUUUUAUGUACACGCAAACAAUGCAAAAAGAAAAUGAAGGAUACAAUUAUAAGCAUGUGAUUAAAGGGAAAAGCGAACUUCA